Messenger RNA from Mangifera indica (mango), 4679 nucleotides. Its product is annotated as disease resistance protein RPV1-like. Bases 623 to 4603 code for a protein of 1326 amino acids. The record is from RefSeq and is a predicted model, not a curated record. NCBI's taxonomy places the organism in Eukaryota, Viridiplantae, Streptophyta, Magnoliopsida, Sapindales, Anacardiaceae. Gene Ontology annotation, molecular function: ADP binding; protein binding. The transcript is spliced from 5 exons. Gene Ontology annotation, biological process: signal transduction; defense response.
UUGAUUUUUGCUGAAAAUGGGGCGAAAUUUGUUUGCUGGUAGCUCGAAACUUCUUGGGGCAUGCAUGGGAUAGAGUAAACCAAACUAGCUCAUUAUUGUCUUUCAAGUAAUUCGAGUCUAUGGUCUGGGUUAUCUUAUCUUGAUCUCGCUACUGCCUGAAAAAAUACAAGUUUAUUUUUGUCUUUCAAGUAAUUAGAGUAAACCGGUGUCGACGGCGUUCGCCAGAGCCUUCCUCUUCAUCCUCCUCCACGUCAAAUAGUGGGUCUCCUAACCCUAAGAGAAGAAGAAACCAGACUAGCUCAGUUACCAUUGGUAAUUAAUUUCUGAUUCACUGCCAGUAAAUCGGAACAAUCAGCAGAUCUUAUUUAAACUACAUGUAAGCAGAUUUUUAAUUUUCUCUGCAAGUUCAUGCAAUGAGUGAAAUUCACGACAAUGGUAAAAUUCCUAAAUAUUAUUUAAACUAUACUAGUUCCAAGUGUGUGCGGACUUGAUGCAGUAAAAUUUCAUAUAGAGUUAUCCUUGUUAACCUUUGUCUUGGUUUUCUCUGUAGUGUGAAGAGUGAGACCGGAUUCCUUAGCUCUAUCCGACAGAUCUGAUCAAAGCCCCUCAUCAGUUCAAGUUGAUGGCUUCUUCUUCCAACAAUCCAGACGUAAAGUAUGAUGUUUUCCUUAGUUUUAGAGGCGAGGACACCCGGAAUAAUUUUACAAGCCAUCUGGACGCAGCUUUGCGUCGUAAAAAGAUUCAAACUUUCAUCGAUGACGAACUCGAGAGAGGAGAAGAAAUUUCACCAUCUCUAUUGGAGGCAAUUGAACGGUCAAGGAUUUCUGUUGUCGUUUUGUCAGAAAAUUAUGCCUCUUCCAGAUGGUGCUUAGAAGAACUUGCAAAGAUCCUUGACUGCAAAAAAAGGUUCGGACAGAUGGUAAUACCAAUUUUCUAUCGCGUUGAUCCAUCACAUGUGAGGAAUCAAACUGGAGCUUUUGGGAAAGCAUUUAACGCACUCAAAAAGCGUUUUGAGGAGAGGUUAGAUGUGCUACAGAGAUUUAUUUUUGGGCGCUGCCCCCUGUUUUACCCAAAAAAGGAAAAUGAUCUGCUACAGAGAUGGGAGACCGCUUUGAUGGAAGUAGGCAAAAUCUCUGGAAUUACUACAGAUAGCAAGCGUGAAUCUAAACUCAUAGAAGAAACUGUUGCGGAUAUAUUAGACAGCCUAGACAAAAUAUCUCCAAGUGAUCACAGUGACCUGAUUGGAGUAGAAUCUACCAUCAAAGAAAUUGAGUCUUUGUUGGAAAUUGGAUCCAAUGAUGUUUGUAUUGUCGGGAUUUGGGGCAUCGGUGGAAUAGGUAAGACAUCUAUAAGUCGUGGAAUAUUCAACAAACAUUUGAGAUAUUUUGAAGGUUCUUACUUCGCUGAAAAUGUUAGAGAAGAAUCAGAAAGGAGGGGACUAACUUUCUUGCGUGAAGAACUUCUUUGCAAAAUAUUAGAGGAUAGAUAUGCCAACAUAGGGCUCACCCUCACAAAAGAAAGACUUGCCCAUAAGAAGGUUUUCAUUGUUUUUGAUGAUGUGACUUCUUUAGACCAAAUAAAAAAUUUAAUUGGAGAUCUCAAAUGUUUAGGUUUAGGAAGUCGAAUCAUUAUAACAUCACGAGAUAAACAAGUUCUUAACAAUUUUUGUGGGGCAGAUAAGAUAUACGAACUUGAGGGAUUACAUCAUCUCGAAGCUCUUCAGCUUUUUAGUCGUCAUGCCUUCAAACACAAUGGGGAUACAAUUAAAGAGUACAUGGAGCUAUCAGAAUGGAUGGUAACAUAUGCUAGAGGUGUCCCAUUAGCUCUUAAAGUUUUGGGCUCUUUUCUAUUAGGAAAGACAAAAGAAGAAUGGGAAAAUGCAGUAAAUAAAUUAAAAAGAUGUCUUCAUAAGGAUAUCCAAAGUGUGUUGAAAAUAAGCUUUGAUGGAUUAGAUUAUGAAGAGAAGGAGAUAUUUUUAGAUAUUGCAUUUUUCUUUAAGUUGAGGGAUAGAGAUCUUAUAAUAGGUGUCAUGGAUUCUUGUGGCUACUCCACAAAGAUUGUGUUAAGUGUUCUUAUCGACAAGUCUCUCAUUAUUGUAUCAAAUAAUAUGAUAACAAUGCAUGAUUUACUUAAAGAAAUGGGUAGAGAAAUUGUUCGACAAGAAUCUAUUGAAGAUCCUGGUAAACGUAGUCGUUUAUUUCACCCUAAAGACAUAUAUCAUGUUUUCACAAAAAACAAGGGGACUGGAGCAAUUAAAGGCAUAUCUCUAGAUGUGUCUCAAGCAGAAGAAAUACACCUAACUCCUGAUGCUUUUUCAAAGAUGCAAAAUCUAAAAUAUCUCAAAGUCUAUAGCUCGCACGAUGGAAAGGAUUUUAAUCAGUUGUAUGGAUUUCAAGAUGUGGAGUUUGUACUCCCUGAGCUAAAGUACCUCUUUUGGCAUAGGUAUCCAUGGACAUCAUUGCCUCCAAAAUUUCAUCUAGAGAACCUUAUUGCACUUGAGAUGCCUAAAAGCAACAUUGAGCAACUUUGGCCUGGGGUCCAGAAUAUUGGAAAUUUAAAACGUAUUGACCUCAGCAAUUCCAAACAUUUACUCAAAUGUCCUAACCUUUCAUUGGCCAAAAAUCUUGAGAGUCUGAAUUUAGAAAGCUGUACAAGUUUAAUUGAGAUUCAUUCAUCUAUUCAAUAUCUCAAUAAGCUUUCUACCUUAAAUUUGAGAGGUUGCAAAAGCCUUUGCAGUAUUCCAUCAGCAAUUUUUUCAAAAUCUUUGCGAACAGUUGUUUUCAGUGAUUGCUCAAAUUUGGAUACGGUGCCAAGUAUCUCAUGUAAUGUUGAAGAGUUAUACUUAGAUGGAAGUGCAAUUAGAGAAUUGCCUUCGUCAAUCGAGAAUCUAUGUAAGUUAGUAACUUUGAAUCUUAAUGGUUGUACAAGGCUUGAGAGUCUUCCUAGCAGCAUUUGUAAGUUGAAGUCUCUUGAAAAUCUUUUUCUCUUUGGUUGUUUGAAACUUAACAGUUUGCCUGAUGAGAUAAGAAAUUUAGAAGCUUUGAUUCGACUUCGUGUUGGAGAUACUGGUAUAAGGGAAGUACCACCAUCCAUAGUAUGUUUGAAUAACCUCUGUGAGUUAGAUUUUGAGCGAUGUAAGUUUCAGGAAUUGCCUUCGUCAAUCGAGAAUCUAUCUAAGUUAGUAACUUUGAAUCUUAAUGGUUGUACAAGGCUUGAGAGUCUUCCUAGCAGCAUUUGUAAGUUGAAAUCUCUUGAAAAUCUUUUUCUCUUUGGUUGUUUGAAACUUAACAGUUUGCCUGAUGAGAUAGGAAAUUUAGAAGCUUUGAUUCGACUUCGUGUUGGAGCUACUGGUAUAAGGGAAGUACCACCAUCCAUAGUAUGUUUGAAUAACCUCUGUGAGUUAGAUUUUGAGCGAUGUAAGUUUCAGGAAUUGCCUUCGUCAAUCGAGAAUCUAUCUAAUUUAGUAACUUUGAAUCUUAAUGGUUGUACAAGGCUUGAGAGUCUUCCUAGCAGCAUUUGUAAGUUGAAGUCUCUUGAAAAUCUUUUUCUCUUUGGUUGUUUGAAACUUAACAGUUUGCCUGAUGAGAUAGGAAAUUUAGAAGCUUUGAUUCAACUUCGUGUUGGAGAUACUGGUAUAAGGGAAGUACCACCAUCCAUAGUAUGUUUGAAUAACCUCUGUAAGUUAGAUUUUAAGGGAUGUAAAGUUCAGAAACAUGUGGGUUUGAUAUCAGGUUUGCAAUGUCUCACGUCUCUCAAUCUAUCUAAUUGUGGCAUCACUGAGUUACCUAGCAGUCUUGGCCAAUUAACCUCACUAAAACGGUUAUAUAUAGGCAGAAACAAAUUUGAGAGCAUACCGGCAAGCAUCAUAAAUCUUUCUAAUUUGUCAUACCUUGAUUUGUGCUACUGUGAUGUGCUUAAAUCCUUACCAGAGCUUCCAUCGAACAUAGGACGGAUGGACGCACAUAAUUGUAAAUCACUUGAAUUGUUAUCUGGUUUAUCGUCAACUAAUUUCGACAAUUGGCAUCUUCACAAUGUUAAUUUCAUCAAUUGUUUAAAGCUGGACCAGAGUGCUAUUGAAGACAUGGUGAAAACUACUCUACAAAAUAUCCGCCGUGUUCAAAUGGGAGCAUUGAACCAUAUAUGUGUUCCUGGAAGUUCAAUUCCAGAGUGGUUUACCUUCCGAAGUAAGGGAUCAUCUAUAGAGCUACCACCAGGCUGUUCGAAUGAUGACCUAGUGGGUUUUUCUCUCUGCGUUGUUAUAUCAAUCCGAGAUGAUCAUGAUAAAAGCAAAGAGUUUCAACUUCGUUGUGACAAGUAUUGCAAAUCAGAUGGUGCGCAAUAUGAGAAAAGUACUACCUUACCUUUCGGCACUUUACCCAUUCCCCCGUUUGUCGACUCAGACCACAUAGUCUUCGGAUACAUGCGCGCAGAUUCCAACCUCAGAUACACGCGCGCAGAUUUCAAUAAUGGAGUUUUGUAUCAAUUCUCUAUUGAAGAUGAGGAAUAUAAACGUGUUGAAUGGUACGAGGUGAAAGAGUGUGGCAUCCUGUUCGACCCUCUCACUAGUAGAUCACCACACGCCAAAAGACAAAAGUUGGCCUGAUGAGAUGUUUUCAGCUGUUUGAUUUGUAUUUUCGAAUAUUUAAUUAAAUAUUCAAAUAAUAUAUUAUCAAUUUAAA